CCCCCUGCGCGCGGGCCGGUGCGUGUCCCCCUGCGCGGGCCGGUGCGUGUCCCCCUGCGCAGCGCGGCCCCUCCCGUCCCCGUGCCCGUCCCUGUCCCCGCCCGGCCGGAGGCGGAGCCCCGCGCCGGGUUAAGAGUGGCCGCGGCCAGCGCGGCGUCCAGGUCACCCGCGCCAUGGACGAGCCACGCGCCGCCGCCCGCCUGCGCCUGGUGCUGGGCCACCUGGGCCGCCCCACGGCCGGCGCCAGCGCCGUCGCUCACCCCACCUCAGGGGUUGUGUAUCCGGCUACUUCUCAUCCUCAAAAAUUCCGGUACACCCAGGACAACGGCGUGCUGAGCCUGGAGCAGAGGAGGUUCUACGAGGAAAACGGCUUUCUUGUCAUCAAGAAGCUGGUGUCGGACGAGAACAUCGAGCGCUACAGGAAGGAGUUUGAGCGGAUCUGCAGGAAGGAGGUGCAGCCCCCGGGGCUGAUGGUCAUGAAGGACGUGAGCAUCGCCAAGGCGGUCAGGGACUCCAGUGAGCGCGUGGUGACCAAGGUGCAGGACUUCCAGGAGGACGAGGAGCUCUUCAGCUACUGCAGGCUGCCCGAGGUUCUGAAGUACGUGGAGUGUUUCACGGGCCCCAACAUCAUGGCCAUGCACACGAUGCUGAUCAACAAGCCCCCAGACACGGGCAAGAAGACGUCCCGGCACCCACUGCACCAGGACCUGCACUACUUCCCCUUCCGGCCCAGCGACAGCAUCGUGUGCGCCUGGACCGCGAUGGAGCACAUCGACCGCAACAAUGGCUGCCUGGUGGUGCUCCCCGGCACGCACAAGGGCACCCUGCAGCCCCACGGCUACCCGAAGUGGGAGGGGGGCGUGAACAUAAUGUUCCACGGCAUCCAGGACUACGAUGAGAACAACCAGCGGGUGCACCUAGUGAUGGAGAAGGGGGACACGGUCUUCUUCCACCCGCUGCUCAUCCACGGGUCUGGCCGGAACAAAACCCAGGGCUUCCGGAAGGCCAUCUCCUGCCACUAUGCCAGCGCCGACUGCCAGUACAUUGACGUGAAGGGCACCAGCCAGGAGAACAUCGAGAAGGAGAUCGUGGGCAUCGCGGACAAGAUGCUCGGCUUCGGGGGGACCCUCGACCUGAAGGACGUCUGGCAGUUCCGAGCGCGGCUUGUGAAGGGAGAAAGGAACAACCUUUGAAGGAGCCCUUCGCCGUGGCCCUCUCAGACCCCAGGAGACGGGGCUCUCUGAAGAUGGAUUCCCCACGAGACGGUGGGGAUCUGGCUCCUGCUGACAGAAUCAGGGUGUAGGUGCUGGGUCCGCGGGCUUGCGGGUGACUUUGCAGCUUAGUUCACGGUGCGUCUCGCAGAGGCAAAGGCAGUGCUUGCAGUGUUACGAGGGAGCAGCUUAGGUCACCACUAAUAAAGCCGGUGACGUGUCGCUAAA
Sorex araneus (European shrew) is the source of this 1439-nucleotide messenger RNA. It is a transcript of the gene PHYH, whose product is annotated as phytanoyl-CoA 2-hydroxylase. The record is from RefSeq and is a predicted model, not a curated record. Lineage: Eukaryota; Metazoa; Chordata; Mammalia; Eulipotyphla; Soricidae. The coding region runs from base 174 to 1193 and encodes 339 amino acids. Gene Ontology annotation, molecular function: phytanoyl-CoA dioxygenase activity. The transcript is spliced from 9 exons. Gene Ontology annotation, biological process: fatty acid alpha-oxidation.